This is a messenger RNA of Varroa destructor (honeybee mite), 4277 nucleotides long. Its product is annotated as U3 small nucleolar RNA-associated protein 6 homolog. The record is from RefSeq and is a predicted model, not a curated record. Gene Ontology annotation, molecular function: snoRNA binding; protein binding. Lineage: Eukaryota; Metazoa; Arthropoda; Arachnida; Mesostigmata; Varroidae. Gene Ontology annotation, cellular component: small-subunit processome; Pwp2p-containing subcomplex of 90S preribosome. Gene Ontology annotation, biological process: maturation of SSU-rRNA from tricistronic rRNA transcript (SSU-rRNA, 5.8S rRNA, LSU-rRNA).
AUCGAAAGACAUCGUUGCUAAGGGAUCAAUGCAUAUUCAUUCGCAUAUGCAUCGGCAUUUUUGCUACUCACAGAGUAACAAAAAUGGAUUCUUCUGACAUUUACAGAAUAAUUCGAAUCAAAUUCAGGUACCAAGCAGCAAAUUUUUCACAGUUAUGUUGUCGUAGUCCAUAUUGGACACGCGCUAUUCAGUGUAGCAUCUUUUAACUUCCUAAAUUUAGGUCACACGGAUAUAUGCUCAAGUCAUUUCUGAAAAGCUAACUACCUUGGUAUUAGCCACCUCCAACAUCAACGGUUUUUUUGACCAGUUUGCUGUACUCAGCACAGUGCGGAAGAAUGGUAAGCACCCACGAUACCGCUGUGCCAUCUCUGACAAUGCAGAAUCUCGUUGUAAUAUAGAAUUCGUAGUCCGUCAAUUUUGAUUUUACAAAAUUCAAAAUACAUCAGUGUUACUGUUAGGUCUUUGCUUGAAGCCACUUUCAUCUUAAUGAGGACGGUUAAAGUUACAGCGGCUGUGAGUGCCUGUCCUCAAUUUAUCAUCUGUGAUAAAGUCAAGAUUCACGUGGCCUAUGCACACUGGAUAUCAUCAUGUAUUUUACAUGUAUAAAAUCAAGAGGAGAGCUGCCGCCCUUUUUACGACCUUUAGAAAAAGGUCGUAACUAUCGAGAAAUCAUAAAGUUCGUUUUUUCGAUUGUAAUUCUAAUUUUAGUUAUUACGUACUAUAUUACACGUUUAGUUAAGACAUUUUUUUAAAUUAUAUUAGCAUGAAGAACAUCUUUAGUGGAAUAAAAUUAAGUAUUUAUUCUUGCAAUAAGAUUUAUUUUCUUGAUAAAGCGUUAUUGAUGUAAUCUUUGAGUGUUACCUUGUAAUUAUAUAUGUUGUAGCUGACUAAUUAAAUAAACGGCACUUGGCGACUAAGUACAGCUGCGAUUUUUCCACAAACUGCUCAAUGAUUAUAGCUGACUUUUCUGUAACCUUCUCAAUCCAUCGGGCAACUAAAAAUCGUUCAUACAUAUGAAAAAGGUAUAUUACGCGCCUUUAAGGGGUCUAUAACUUCGUUAUAAAAUGCUUGCGUUUAAGUGAACGGUACGAGAAAAUAAUAAUUUGCUUUGAGAACUGAAAUAUAAAAUUUGAAUUUCCCGCAGUAAUGCCUCUUUCUCUUUAGGGUGGCUCCCUCUAUGUAUCAUUUGCAGCGCACGUGUGCUAGUCAAAAAAUAGAGCGCGAGUAGUGUGGUGGUGUUCUAUUGUGUAGAAGCAAAUGGCGGACAGUUGCUCGUUCGAAAAGUUGAUAGACGAAUUGUAAGAGAUCUGUUCGGUACGUUUACCAAACUGAAAGUCCCCCUCAAAUGAUCACAGUUGGUUCAACAUGGCGGAAAUUGCCCUGCGAAAUGUAGAACAAAGUGUAGAAGAACUUGAACAGCUUGAACGCAUAGGUCUAUUUGAUAAGCUGGAAAUUAAGACAAUUGUUAAGCGUCGCAAACACUUCGAGCAUCGGCUGCGGCGUUUCGUCAAAUCUCGUGCGGACUUCCUUCAAUACAUUAACUACGAACUGUCGCUUUAUCGACUAAUUCAAAAGCGCCGUGAACGGAUGAAGAUUUCCUACAAGAAAAGUGAAAUUGACCAUUCUAUCAGUCGAAGAAUCGAUCUUCUUUUUCGGAAAGCUGAAUAUAAGUUUAUUGGUGAUAUUUCGCUGUGGUUCUCGCACAUCGAGUUCUGCAAGCUCGUGAGAUGGAAGUCACACGCUGCACAAUUAUUCACACGUCUGCUGCAGCUCUAUCCAAACCGGGUUGAGGCGUGGGUGGCUUGCGCAAAAUUCGAAUUUGAGGAGCGCGGAGAGGUAGACUCUGCCCGAAAGACGCUUCAACGGGGCCUACGGUUUCUAAAGGAUAGUCGUAUCCUUUGGGCGGAGUACUUUCGUAUGGAGUUGGCUUAUUGGGAGAAAAUCAACAAGCGCCAAGAGGUUCUCGAGCUAGACAGUGAGGAAGCACGGGACGCUCUUUUCGAUGGAGAGAUUCUCUUGAUCGUCUUUCGACACGCCAUUGAACAAAUACCACGAGCUGAAUUCGCAAUCGAACUGCUACGGAUUCUCAAAAGCGUUAAGAAUUCCGGUCGCAUAUACGAAAGAAUCUUGCCAAUAAUCGAGGAACAAUUUUUGAAUUCGUCUGUUCUAUGGACCUUUAAAGCAACUUCAAGUAAAACUGUCGGUGAAGCGUUUACAGUUUUCGAGCAAGGUUUAGUCGAAUGUGAAGAAAACAUUGACCUGUGGACAGAGUAUAUCCAGUUCGUGCUACAGCGAGCUACCGUCACUAAGCAGCCGAAGUACGUUCAGAAAGCACUGCAGCUCAUGGCUCGUGCUGGUAACAAUUUGCCUAAAGAGCUUACUUUGGAACGAGUUCGCCUCACGCGUGAUGUUGAGCUUUCAAGAAUGGCCACAGAGCGAUUCUAUGACGAUCUCGAAGCGUGGACCAUUCGAUUGCUCCUGGAGUGCAUCACACUGGCCCAAAAUCAAAAUGGUGAUACUGCUGCAAACGAGAGGGAGGAUGAAAUAUGGUCAGUGUUCGAAAUGGCCGAGCGAGCUUGUCUUUCGCAUAAGGAUGUCACGAGUUUAUGGAAAGUUAUUCUCACAUUCUACAAGGAAAAAGGACAGUUCACUAGGCUAAAAUCCGCACUAGAGCGCGGCAUCCUCAAGCCAGGAAUAACGGGAAUUUUCCUAAAGGAGUUUCUAGUUGACGUUACGUUGUCCAACGCAGAUUCAACAGCGACACUGAAAUUAUUCAAUCGUCUUGUGGCAUUAAAGCCACUCAGCAUGACAAUCUAUGAUAGGUUUCUGGAUACAUUUGUUGAAGAUGCUACCAUGGUUCGCAAUGUAUUCGAAGAGGCGAUCCGGGAAUUCGGAAAAAAUAAUGAAGAUUUGUGGUUGAGCUAUAUCACGUGGGAGCAACAAAACGGAUUUGCUGAUAAUUCGGGCAUAUUAUAUCAAAGGGCACUCAACUCGCUGGAAGGCGCCCAUGUUAAGGAGUUUGUCUUAUUAUAUGCGCUGCAAACGCAGCUAACUUGAUCUCUGAUAUUAAAAUAAAAAAGAUUUUCAGUUUCUAUGGGCUCUUCCAUUGGCGUCGUAAAAAAUAGUAAAGACCAGAUAUAAUUCUAGAUACACAAUGCUUCAACUGGUACAUUCACCGCUCAUCAAACUAGUGUCCAGUCAGCGGCAGCUUUUUGGAUUUAGUCAUUCGAUCUACAAGCUAUGAAUGCGCUUAGUGGAAAAACAAGCAAGUUUACAUCUAAUUAAUUUAAUUUUGCUUGGUUAAUACUAUCUCAUGAGCGUAAUACGUCAUAUAAUUAUUACAAGAAAAUUGUUGUUGCCAACUGAUCAUUUGUAAGCGAUUCGUAGAUACUGAAUUCAAGAUGAAACGGCUGACAGCGUAUAACCUGACUGCGGGUUUACACUGAUCUAAGAGGAAAAACAACGGAUUUGAUAUAUCUGACUGAAACAGAUGAAUACAGUUGUUCACUGCAGUAAUCACUCAAUGGUUCAAUGGAUAAUUCAGCAAUCUGUAAGAUCACACAGGCGAUGUGGAAGUAUAUAGGCAAAAACUUACUAAUCAUAAAAACAAGCGAAACGAGCAGAGUUCGAAACCGGAUGCAGAAAAAACACAUCUUUUGUAUAGGAAAUCAACCGUAUACGGUAAUGCUUAGAACAAGGACCGAUCAUGUAACCAGGUGUUUGCCGAAUAACCCGCUAUUAUUUCUUUCUACGACGUUUAAACAUAUCGUAAUACAUGCCGAUGUGUAUAUUCGUCUAACGUGAACCUUUACUAAAACACUGUUUCGAUAAAGAAACGUUCGAAAUCUUAUCUACCAUGGAAAAGAUUAUGUCAAUAUAUUGACAACAUUAUUAUGCCACGCAUAACUAAACGGUGGGGCUUACUUGCUAAUUACGGAUGAACCAGGCCGUACCAGUGAAAAUGAUGGUUAUGAUAUUUGCCGUUGCCUACUCGUAUUAAUUAAUCUUUUUUUCUAUAACUUUAUGUGAUAAGGAAUUUUCUCCAUAAGCUACGGACAAUACAUGGCGCAAUAGGAAGCAAUGAUCGUUAUGAUAGUGCAGAAACAGCAUUUCUAGGCCUCACUAAAGCAAUACCUAACGGCUUGAGUACCGGGCGCAAAAGCUAAAAAAUAACAAAUUCAAGUCUUAGUUCAACAUUCUCAGGUGUGUAUGCAAUUUGGUAGAAUUGUACAAUUAUUCUGUAAUUAUAGAUGUCAGUAAUUAAUAAAAACUGGUUU